UGUGACCAUAUUCUGGUCGACUUUAAAAUACUAAGGAUUUCAUUAACGCUCCAAUGUCAAAGUACACGUGCAUCAUAUGUUUAUCUUCACAUGAGCGGUGUGUUAAAAACUGUAGAAAGCUGACGGGAAAGCGGCUGAGAACUACUUUCCAUUUAAUUCCGACUUCACACUUUCUCUUCGGGGUGGCGCAUCUCAUCGCAGAGGAGGAGGAUGCCGUGAGAACUAAAAGCCCUGUAAUUUACAGAUCAACAACCUGAUUUUACAAUAUCAACUCAGAGUUGUCUCUUCAUGGAAAAGUGACAACAAACAAUUCUGCAAUGAACGCAACGCGUGGAGUGGAGGGCUCAACACCGGGUAAGUGGAUCUGUCUGCUCACGGCACUGGAAGGAGUCGUUGGUUUCAUAGGAAACCUCUUAGUGUGCUUCGUGAUUCUACGCGUCAAAUUCCUGCACAAUAGGGCCAACUACCUCCUGGUGAAUUUGGCAGUGGCCGAUACACUGCUUUGUCUGUAUUCAGUGUUUAAUUGCCUUGCUGUGCAUGAAAACUUUGCACUGAUUCGAAUUGUUCCUACAAACGUUGGUGGGAAAGAACUUUUCUGUCGACUCCUGGCAUCUCGCUAUUUUAGCUGGGCUUUCUCUUGCGCAUCAGCUUACAAUCUCUGUGUGGUAACAUUAGAAAGGUAUGUCGCCAUAGUACAUCCAUUACAAUAUGAAAGGAAACUCACAGCUACAAGGAUGACAUUUCUGAUUGCUCUGUCUUGGACGACAUCGUUUCUUUUUUCUACCCCUCUUCUCUUCUCAAGAGAAUCCAGCAAGGAUCCUGACAAGGCUUGUUUAGAAUUUGGAUAUCCCAGCCUGAUAUAUCCAGUUUCUGUAGGUGUAUUCUUGUUUCUCCUUUCCUUCCUAAUACCCAUAAUGUCGAUGAGUUUUGCCUACUACAAGAUGCAAGUCACUCUCAAAAGACAAGCCAAUGCACUAAACCUGCAGCAUGCAAGGGCUGCAGCCUACGAUCUGGUAAUUGCUAGACAGCGUCUGGUCAACAUGCUGACAAUUGUCGUAGGAGCUCAAAUUAUUCUUUGGACACCAAGUUACAUUAACAGUCUUAUUUGUCUGUAUCCAUCAGACAACGCCCUUUUUGCCUUCUGUGGUUCAACAAGAUAUAUUUAUUUUAGAGGAAUUAGUAAUUUUGCCUUCUAUUUGAAUUCCGUCAUUAACCCGAUAAUCUACGAGUUCAAAUACAAGAAGUUCAGGCAAGGGUUUAAGAUAGCUUGUUGCAGCUGUUUUAAAAGGCGUGGUAAUAAUAGAGUUGACGCUGAUUUGUCCCCAUAGUAAAUACAUUACCGUA
Messenger RNA from Acanthaster planci (crown-of-thorns starfish), 1344 nucleotides. RefSeq names its product trace amine-associated receptor 7e-like. NCBI's taxonomy places the organism in Eukaryota, Metazoa, Echinodermata, Asteroidea, Valvatida, Acanthasteridae. Gene Ontology annotation, biological process: G protein-coupled receptor signaling pathway. Gene Ontology annotation, cellular component: membrane. The record is from RefSeq and is a predicted model, not a curated record. Gene Ontology annotation, molecular function: G protein-coupled receptor activity.